UUGAUUGGAAGGCGGCAAAGGCUUUAAUCUCGGACUAAUUCAGCUGCUUUUGAAGUGAACAUUUCUACCAGUUCGUACUUCGGAAGUACAGAGCGAGGACCUGCAGACAGACGCACUGAAGGCGCAGCGCUCAUGGUGCAAGGCUCAGCCACGGAUCUGCGAUAACCUCGCACUGUCUCCUUCCAGCUGCCGCCUCCUUGCUUCUUUACUACCAGGAUUACUUAUUAUUGAACCGUUUUACGAUUCCUUUAUCCCCGAGAGAGAGGCUCGAUGAUUUUUUGAUUUUCUUAAUGUAUCUGACGAAAGCAUCGCCGUUUCAUUUCCUGACAAUUGGGACAUGAUCACGUCGCCCUCGGCGUCUUUCCAGAAAAAUAGUGAUAUUUGUGUAGCCUGGGAAAGAAGCAGUUCUCGGAAUAGAAGCUCAGCGAGCAUCACCAAGCCCUUUCUCCACUCCGCACCCCCGUCUCAUCCACUACGGCAAGCUAACCGACUUCCCAUCAAGGUUUUGAAAAUGCUUACCGCACGCUCGGGACACAUUUUGCACCCGGAGUAUCUGCAGCCUUUGCCUUCUACCCCGAUUAGUCCUAUAGAGCUUGAUGCCAAGAAAAGUCCGUUGGCUCUGCUGGCGCAGACCUGCUCUCAGAUCGGCAAACCGGACCCACCACCCUCCUCCAAAUUAUCCUCCGUAACAUCAAAUGGAUCUAGUGAGAAGGAAUCUAAAUCUGGUCCUUUGAAAAUGAGUGACAUCGGCGUGGAUGACAAAUCUAGCUUCAAACCUUAUUCCAAGCCUUCAGAUAAGAAGGACUCGUCUUCGGGCGUCUCAAGCGGAGAGAAGUCUGGUUUCCGAGUGCCGAGCGCCACCUGCCAGCCGUUUACGCCGCGGACAGGCAGCCCCAACUCCAGCACUUCUGCGUCCCCCAUGCCAUCAGAGGGGAAGUGUGGAGAUAGGGAUGAAAAGAAAGAGUCUGAUUGUAAUAAAAAUGGCACUACGGAUGGGUCUGGCACCACUAGCCACAGCAGGAUAAGCGUGAGUUGUGGUGGAAUUAACGUAGAGGUCAACCAACACCAGGAGACGACGCCUGGCACUAAAUGCACCUCUUCCUCGGACUCCUCGUGUGUAACUUCUGUAUCCUCCGCAUCCGUUCUCGGGUCAGGACUUGUGGCGCCGGUUUCUCCUUACAAACCGGGACAGACAGUUUUCCCUUUGCCUCCUGCUGGUAUGAGCUACCCAGGUAGCUUGGCUGGGGCCUAUGCUGGUUACCCUCAACACUUCCUGCCCCACGGAGGGAGCUUGGUAAACGCACAGCUGGCCAGUUCACUGGGCUGCAGUAAGGCUGGAUCCAGUCCUUUGGCUGGGGCUUCUCCACCGUCCAUCAUGUCAGCCAGCCUUUGCAGAGACCCUUUCUGCCUCAGUUACCAUUGUGCCAGCCACUUAGCGGGCGCAGCCAGUGCUUCCUGCACGCACGAAUCUGCAGCUGCAGCGGCCGCUAACGCCCUCAAAUCCAGCUACCCACUAAUGUACCCGACACACCACAUGCAUGGCGUUCAUUCCUCGGCCCCAUCGUUUACCGGACACCCCCUGUACCCAUAUGGUUUCAUGCUCCCCAACGACCCUCUCCCUCAUGUUUGUAAUUGGGUGUCAGCAAAUGGACCGUGCGACAAGCGUUUCUCCUCAUCAGAAGAGCUCCUGAAUCACCUGAGGACUCACACUGCUUUUACUGGGGCGGAGAAGUUGAUAUCUGGUUAUCCCGGGUCUUCAUCACUGGCCAGCGCUGCAGCAGCGGCCAUGGCCUGCCAUAUGCACAUGCCACCAUCAGGUGCCCCCGGGAGCCCCGGAACUUUGGCUCUAAGGAGCCCUCAUCACGCGCUAGGACUCAGCAGCCGCUACCAUCCGUACUCCAAAAGUCCCCUGCCAAACCCCGGUGGCCCUGUCCCCGUCCCUGCUGCCACCGGCCCUUACUACUCCCCUUAUGCACUGUAUGGCCAGAGACUCACCACAGCAUCAGCGCUUGGAUACCAGUGAGGAAAAACAAUAACUUUGAAAAGUUUAUAGAACUAAGAAUGCAAAUAUAAAGACUUUUAUAUUAACAGCGCUAAAUAUGGGCGGGAUCCGUGGACUUCAACUGUAUUUAUUUAUAUGUCGGCUUAAAAGCAGGCUAAUAGCUGCAAAUGGAAAAUAUUUGAGCAACUCAAAAAGUGCAUUAUGUUAAAACUCUAUAGGUAAAAUGAAAACACACGUUAGAGUACUAAUUAAAGUAGGGGUCUUUAUUUCGAUGUUAAUUUGAAAUUGCUAUGAUUGUAUUUGUUCUUAUUUAAUGUCUCAUGAGAAGAAAAUAAUUUACAUGCAUGUUUGUUACUUAAAUUUCAGAAAUCGUCCACAUUUUAAAUUGCCGUUAUUUUUCAGGUGUACACAUUGGAAAGAGAAUUGGUAUUUUUUUGUAUGUAUUCUGGAAAAAUAAGAAACAAUUCUGUUCCAUAUCUCCGUGUGCCUCAUUUCCUGAAGUAUUAACAUUAUUGGGUGUAAAAUAAUUGUUGAAUUUAUAUUCAACUGACAGUUUUAAAAAGUGGUCUGUUAAAUGAAUGGGGCUAAUAAAUCCUCAUUGAACAUGUCCACAACAUGGGCCUAUAUAUUUUCCAGGCUGUCUUACUUUUUAAAACAAUUCAUUUCUGUCUUAUCAGAAACAUUUCGGCGAGUUGCUGAUUAUGUGCAUCUUUCUUUCUUUCUAUCUUUCUUUCUCUUUCUUUCUAUUAUAUUACUUUAUACGCCAAAUAACUAACUAAGCUUUAAAUGUUUACUUUUAUAAGAGCACAUGUGUUAAAAGUUUAAAUUAAAUGCAACUUAAAUGAGAGUGGGAACUGGUUGUGUGUGUGUGUGUAUGUGUGUGUGUGUGUGUGUGUGUGUGUGUAUGUGUGUGUGUGUCUACAUACACAGGGAUAAACGGGUUUUACAAAGGAAUCUAUGAAAUAAUUUAGUUUGCUGGUGGGUCAAUUUUGUCAAUAAGUUGUUUGAGAUUUUAUUUGACAGGUGUAGACUUAGGUUACUUCACCUGCAAACUGAAAUGUGUGAAAUACGCCAGAAAACGAAAGUUGGACAAGGACAGCUGAUUUUUAUGUGGUU
Etheostoma spectabile (orangethroat darter) is the source of this 3118-nucleotide messenger RNA. It is a transcript of the gene znf503, whose product is annotated as zinc finger protein 503. The record is from RefSeq and is a predicted model, not a curated record. Bases 338 to 2023 code for a protein of 561 amino acids. NCBI's taxonomy places the organism in Eukaryota, Metazoa, Chordata, Actinopteri, Perciformes, Percidae. Gene Ontology annotation, biological process: negative regulation of DNA-templated transcription. Gene Ontology annotation, cellular component: nucleus. The transcript is spliced from 2 exons.